AUGCAAUCUAACGUUAAUUACUGGACGAACAAGUUCGAUAAUAUAUGGAAUAGAAGCGAUCGACUUUUUUCAUUACUUCGCUCAUCGGACGAUUACUAUCGACAGCCAGUCAAACUUCGAUUGCCGCUGAUAUUUUAUCUUGGCCACCUACCAUGUUUUAGUUGGACGCAAUUUCGUCAUCUGAACGACGUUGACGAUGUUCUUGAUCCAAUCUAUGAUGAAGUCUUUGUGCGUGGAGUCGAUCCAAAUGUGCAAACAGGUAUUGUUGAACACACUCAUUCCAGUCGGUUCUCAACAGAUGUUAAAGAAGAAGAACAGUAUUGGCGUUCAUUUACAGUAUCAAGUGUAGUUGAAUAUAAACAAAAUGUUCGAAAACAAAUUGUUCACGUUCUAACCGAUGGUAAUCUUGAUCUCAACGAUUUACAUACGCUCAAUGUACUGAAUAUCGCUGCAGAACACGAGAUGCUACAUCAAGAAACUUUGAUGUAUCUGUUUGUUCAAUUGCCGAUAGAAAGUUUUCGAGUAGAUGAAAUUGUUGAACUUCAACUUCGUCAAAUGCCAGCUAUUUCUUCACUAUCAGAAAAUAAGUGGGUAAAAUUACCAGGCGGACACACUUCAUUAGGUAAGCCGUGUUGUGACAAGUCGUCCACAUUCUCGUUUGGUUGGGAUAAUGAAUUUCCUCGUAAAGCGUGUUACCUGCCUCCUUUCCAAAUGCAAUCGCAUCCUGUUCGAAAUGGAGAUUUUCUUCAAUUCAUACUCGAUGACGGUUACGCAACUGGCGAUUGGUGGGAUGAGGCGAUCUUUGAAUGGAUUAAAACAUCGAAAAUAGAACAUCCGGCAACCUGGACUAGAACGGACAAUUCCUACCAAGUAAACUUUGUUCUACAACGAAAUAUUCCUGUAGAAUUUCUACUCGACCAUCCAGUUAUAUUGAGCCAAAUCGAAGCAAAAGCAUACUGUCGAUGGUUGUCAAAGAAAUGUGGAGAAACAAUUGAAUUACCUACAGAAUCGGAGUGGAUCUAUGCAAUGUGGGAUUGGUCCGACUCUAUAAAUAUUGGUCUAAUGGAUGAUGAAUGUAACGUUAACUUUCGUCAUCUUCAUACAAUGCCUGUCAAAUCAUCAAGUGAUAAUCAGUUGCAAUGGCAAGGUUCUGCAUUUGAAUGGACAGCAAGCGUCUUCCAACCUUUAUCGGAUUGCUUUGCUCCUCUGCCAACAUAUCCUGAAUAUUCAGCUGACUUUUUUGACAAUCGUCAUUUCGUGCUGCUCGGUGGCUCCUAUGCAACCGACUUAACACUCAUUCGAAGGUCAUUUCGUAAUUGGUAUCAAGAUACGUAUCGAUACAUGUUCGCUACGUUUCGAUGUGUCAAACAUUGGGAGCAUACGGACGAUUCACUUACGGAAGUGGAUCGCCAAGCAAUCGUUGCAGAUUUAAGCAACAAAGAUCAUCAUCGGAUUUCGUCGAAAUACUUUUACGAUGCGCAAGGCUCUGCUCUAUAUACUCAAAUUACCCAAUCAGAAGAAUAUUAUUUAUUUAAUCAAGAAUUGCAACUACUUCGACAACAAAUGGACGAUAUCAAGUCAACUAUUCUUCACCAUUGUGAUUCGUCUUCUCGAACGUCGCCCUCGAUUCAUUUCAUCGAGCUUGGCUGUGGUGAUGGUGCAAAAGUCGAAGCAUGGUUAACACCUUGGCUUGCUUCAUCAGAAAUAUCGACGGUCUACCAUCCAGUUGAUAUAUCUCAACAUGCGAUUGAUUCUCUUAUUCAAUUGUCCAAGAAUAAAAUGGGCGAAAAGACUGUUGAAGAACAUAUCAAACCAAUUUGCUCAACAUUUGAUGAUAUGUACACUAAACUAGAAACAAAUGCUAUGGACAUCAAAGCAGUGAUGUUAAUGGGUAGUACUAUUGGUAAUUUCGCAUCUUAUGGGCCCAGUCACACAAAAUAUGGUGAUGAUGCACCUGUUAUGCAAUUCAUUCGUUCGAUUCGUAGAAAUUUACAAAUUGGUGAUUGGUUUAUAUGUGCAUUUGACAUGUGUAAGGAUACAAACACGAUGAUUCGAGCAUAUAGUGAUUCAAAAGGCAUCACCGCUGCUUUCAAUUAUAAUCUUCUUCUUCGUCUCAAUCGUGAGCUGAAUUUUAAUUUUGAUCUUGUUAACUAUCAACAUUAUCCUGUGUAUAAUCCAUUAUAUCGACAGAUGGAAAGUUGGUUACUUAGCACAAAACAACAAACAGUAACGGAUCAACGCGGGUUCGUCAUGGAAUUACAACCCUAUGAUGCAAUACAAACAGAAUUAUCGACAAAAUAUACAUAUGAGGAUAUUCAUUUAUUAAUGGAGCUAAAUUCGUUACAUAUUGUCAAAUUGUACAAUACAGACGAUGAUCGUUUUCCAUAUGUACUCUGUCUGAGUCAACUGGCUUAG
This is a messenger RNA of Adineta ricciae, 2415 nucleotides long. NCBI's taxonomy places the organism in Eukaryota, Metazoa, Rotifera, Eurotatoria, Adinetida, Adinetidae. The record is from the annotation of a GenBank genome assembly.